AUGUCGAGCAUCCAUGGUGGCUUUGGUGGAGCUCUCUUCGCGAACACGUUUGCUGGUGGAGGAGCUAUCGGUGGGCGUGUCAAGGGAGGAGAAGUUAUGGCAGUGAAGGGUUGUGGAUACAUCAACAGCAACACAUUGUUGAGAACCAUUUCCAAGGGAGAAACACCACUUAUCCAAGGAAAAGUGUUCUCUAAUUCUAUCGAAACAACAGAACUUCACCAUGCUCCUGAAGGUCUCAUUCAGACCAAUGUUGGAGACUAUUCUGGAAUAAAUAGCUUUGAAGAUUUAACAAAUGUAGUCAUUGUUGAAUCGGCGAGGCUUUGGGCAAUUGCAAGCCCUAUUUGUUUUGGAAUAUUAUGCAAUUAUGCAAUCAAUACCUUUACAAAUAUUUUUGUUGGACAUAUUGGAGAUUUAGAACUUACAUCAGUUUCAAUCUCUUUGUCUGUUGUUUCAAACUUCUCUUUUGGCUUCAUGCUUGGAAUGGCAAGUGCACUAGAGACACUAUGUGGACAAGCAUAUGGUGCAGGACAAGUAGACAUGCUUGGUGUUUACAUGCAACGUUCGAUUCUAAUCUUAUUUGGUUCAUGUUUUCUCAUCUUACCACUAUAUCUUUAUGCAACACCAAUCUUAAAACUCCUUGGGCAAGAAGCUGAUAUAGCAGAGCUAGCUGGAGUAUUCACAGUCCAAUCUAUACCUCAGUUAUUUUCAUUAGCCAUAAAUUUUCCAGCACAAAAAUUCUUACAAGCACAAAGCAAAGUUGGAGUUUUGGCAUGGUUGGGUUUCAUAUUCCUUAUUGUUCAUAUUCUGAUUCUGAUUCUUUUUAUUAAAGUGCUUGGUUGGGGUACAGCUGGUGCUGCUGCAGCUUAUGAUUUAUCAGCUUGGGGAAUUGCUUUGGCUCAAAUGUUUUAUGUUGUUGGUUGGUGUAAAGAAGGUUGGAGGGGUUUGUCUUGGUUGGCUUUUAAGGAUCUUUGGGGUUUUACUAAAUUGUCUUUUGCUUCAGCUAUUAUGCUUUGUUUAGAGGUUUGGUAUUUUAUGACCUUGAUUGUUCUCACUGGACACUUGGAUAAUCCAAUUAUUGCUGUUGGCUCACUUUCAAUAUGCAUGAAUGUGAAUGGGUGGGAAGGCAUAUUGUUUAUAGGGGUCAAUGCAGCUGUCAGUGUAAGAGUUUCCAAUGCACUUGGAUCAGGACACCCAAGAGCUGCAAAAUAUUCUGUUGUUGUCACAGUUGUUGAGUCUCUCAUCAUUGGAAUAGUGUCUGCAGGCAUUAUUUUAGCUACAAAAGACCACUUUGCUGUCAUUUUCACCGACAGUGUAGAAAUGCAAAAGGCAGUUUCUAAGUUAGCAUCUCUUCUUGGCAUAACCAUGAUUCUAAAUAGUGUUCAACCAGUUCUAUCAGGUGUUGCUGUAGGAGGAGGAUGGCAGGCUUUGGUAGCUUACAUUAAUCUAUUUUGUUAUUACCUUAUGGGACUCCCACUUGGUUUUUUACUAGGUUACAAAGGGGGCUACCGAGUACAGGGUAUUUGGAUUGGAAUGAUAUGUGGGACAGUUUUGCAGACAGCUAUCCUAGUGUAUAUUAUCUAUAAAACAAAUUGGAACAAAGAGGUUGAACAAGCAUCAGAAAGAAUGAAGCAAUGGACAGGACAGGAAUUAGAACUGAGUGACAUGUAG
This is a messenger RNA of Medicago truncatula (barrel medic), 1668 nucleotides long. Its product is annotated as protein DETOXIFICATION 34. The transcript has 8 exons. Bases 1 to 1668 code for a protein of 555 amino acids. Gene Ontology annotation, cellular component: membrane. The record is from RefSeq and is a predicted model, not a curated record. Lineage: Eukaryota; Viridiplantae; Streptophyta; Magnoliopsida; Fabales; Fabaceae. Gene Ontology annotation, molecular function: xenobiotic transmembrane transporter activity; antiporter activity. Gene Ontology annotation, biological process: xenobiotic detoxification by transmembrane export across the plasma membrane.